Molecule: messenger RNA, 2238 nt
Organism: Melanaphis sacchari
Lineage: Eukaryota; Metazoa; Arthropoda; Insecta; Hemiptera; Aphididae
Gene: Cds
Product: phosphatidate cytidylyltransferase, photoreceptor-specific
Exons: 11
Coding region: 319-1911 (530 amino acids)
Cellular component (GO): endoplasmic reticulum membrane
Molecular function (GO): phosphatidate cytidylyltransferase activity
Source: RefSeq, a predicted model, not a curated record
UAUUGGCUUUAGCUUAUUAGUUAUUACUUAUUUAUAUUUUGUUGUCUUCCUCUCUUGUUUCUCGUGACUAGUUGUGUACUUGAGUUUUUGUGUGCAUUCCUAAGUCAAGUCUCAACAUUACGUACGUAAUUACUGGGUAGUCGAUUGUAUUGUUGACUUUUGAACCUUCUAUUGGCGUAGUCCAUUUUUUUCAAUUUUAUUAAAUAUAUUUUAUUAUAACUUUAAUUGAUAAAUAGACAAAUAUAAUAAAGUGGUGAUUUCAGUCUUAAAAUGAAUAUGUUGUAAGUAAAAAAGCGAAAUCACUGGUUUAUAAAAUAGAUGGAAAUGGCUGAAUAUGAAUUACGGCAGAGGAAAAAAGAAGAUGAUGGAGAAAUUAAUCUCCAAGAGGAUAAAGAAGAAAUCAAAUCUGCUGAACAGGAUAAAGUUCAUUCUGAAAACAAACCAGAACCAAUUGAUGAUUGUACUCAGUCAUGUGUUGUGACAAAUACUAUGCCACAUUUGGUUAGGCGUUACAGGCCAGUUCAUAAGAUAUAUAAUGCUUAUCAAAAUUUACGAAAAUUAAAAGGUCCUAAACAUUGGUAUGCAGGCUCAAAUUAUUUCAGUAAUCAAGCCUCAUUCAAUUUCCGAACAAAUAAUUAUCGUAGGUCCAAAAAAGAAGAUUUUGAUUCUGAAGAUGAUAAAAAUAUAGAUCUCUCGGCAAAAAUACCAUCUGGUACUAAUAAAAUGCCACAAAUAUUAGAAACAUUAUUAAGUGGAAUAUCAGAAAGAUGGAGAAAUUGGAUAAUUAGAGGUAUAUUUGGAUGGCUUAUGAUUGGUCUUUUUUGUCUCUUAUGUUAUGGAGGACCUCUUGCUUUAAUGAUAGCUGUUUUAGUUGUCCAGGUUAAAUGUUUUGAAGAGAUAAUUAACAUUGGUUACUCGGUUUAUCGUAUUCAUGGGCUGCCUUGGUUUCGUUCUUUAUCAUGGUAUUUUUUGAUGGCAUCUAACUAUUUUUUUUAUGGUGAAAGUCUUGUAGACAUAUUUGCAGUAGUAGUUAAUAGAACAGAAUAUUUGAAAAUGCUAAUAACUUAUCACCGGUUUGUUUCAUUCAGUCUAUAUAUUGCUGGUCUAGUAUGGUUUGUAUUGUCAUUGGUGCGAAAAUACUACAUGAAACAGUUCUCAUUAUUUGCUUGGACUCAUGUGUGUCUCUUGAUUGUUGUAUCUCAAAGUUAUUUUAUUAUUCGAAAUAUAUUUGAAGGACUAAUAUGGUUCAUUGUACCAGUGUCAAUGAUAAUACUUAAUGAUAUUUGGGCUUACGUCUUUGGGUUUUUUUUUGGACGAACACCACUUAUACAAGUAUCACCAAAAAAAACAUGGGAAGGAUUUAUCGGUGGUGGUGUUGCAACUGUAAUUUGUGGUAUAAUAAUAUCAUAUUUUCUAUGUCAAUAUCCAUAUUUUGUAUGUCCAGUUGAAUACAGUGAAAAGUUUGGUAAAAUGAUUAUUGAUUGUGAACCUUCUCCUUUGUUUACUCUACAUGAAUAUGUUCUGCCAGAAUUUAUUGCACGUGCUAUGAGUGUGUUUGGAGGUUCCAACAAAAUCACUAUUUAUCCUUUUGUUAUUCAUGCUUUUUGGAUGUCAUUGUUCAGCUCCAUUAUUGGGCCAUUUGGUGGAUUCUUUGCUAGUGGAUUUAAACGAGCAUUUAAAAUUAAAGAUUUUGGAGAUGUGAUUCCAGGACAUGGAGGUAUUAUGGAUCGUUUUGACUGUCAAUAUCUUAUGGCCACAUUUGUUAAUGUUUACAUUUACAGUUUUGUGAGCACUCCUACCUUACAAAAGACAGUUCAACAGGUAAUAAACUUACGACCCGAAGAACAGUUACAAUUAUUUUACGUUCUCAAAGGAUCAUUGGAAAACCGGGGAAUUCUCAAUGUGCAAUAAAUAUAAAAUAUUCAUAGUUAACCAGCAACCUUUACAUUCCUUCUUUCAAAUACAAUAUUAACUUAAAACAUAAUUGUUUUUGGAGAGUUAUGUUUCAUUUGCUUUGUGUUCUUGAUAUGUACUUAUUAUAACAUUUUUUGGUUUUUUUGAUAUAUUUUAUCAAAUAGACUUUUCUGUUACAAUUGCAGAUACUUUUGUAUAAAAAUCGGUAUGUUAUUUAAUUUAUUUAGUUUAAGUUUGUUUGGUUAUUUUCAAUGUUUUAAUUUUUAACUGAAUUUAUUGAUUUUGUAAAACACUAAACAUCACAUUCUAUAUCGAUCAGUAUGA